Molecule: messenger RNA, 838 nt
Organism: Chenopodium quinoa (quinoa)
Lineage: Eukaryota; Viridiplantae; Streptophyta; Magnoliopsida; Caryophyllales; Amaranthaceae
Exons: 3
Coding region: 84-407 (107 amino acids)
Source: RefSeq, a predicted model, not a curated record
GUAUAACAUUUUCCAAAUAUUAUUUCACCAGUUGCCUAAUUUUCCGCCGUCGGAGACUGCCGUCAAAGAAGGUUUUCCCGGCGAUGAUUGCGGCGGAGGAAGUAAAGACUACUAAAGCUCCACGGCGGCGCUUGUCCUGUAUGCCUUGCUUCGACGCCCUUUGGUUUUGCUACUCACCAGUUCAUCAGGUGCAGCAAUAUUAUCGGCUUGGAGUUCUUGACAAUUGUUCAGGGAAGUGGAGUAAGCUUGUUGACUGCUUGAGUUUGAAAACUAAGAGUUCAGCUGAAUUGCAGGAUAUUUUGGAAACACGUGAGAAAGAAAAGUUUCAUAUUUGGUCUUUUAGGACACCGGAAGAAUCAGCUGCUAAAUGGCAACAGUGGUACGGACAUUUAGAUGAACCAGAGUAACUACUUCCUACAAGUUUCUCUUUUUCAGACGCUUUCCAUUAGUUCAGUUGAGUGAUUUAACCAGAGUGCCAUAUCAAAGCGGUGACUGUCCUUUUACAAACUCAUUUUCAAUUUCUUUACCAAAAAUCACUGAUUUUUCAAUGUAUGAAUUAGGACUGAAUUUUCUAUUAUUACCAAAGCUAUUGACUCGUAGGACAUUAUAUUUUGGAACAAAUUAUUGCUACUUGGACAUAUGGUAAUCAAAUCAUAGCUUAUUGAAUUCAUGAGCAAAAUUUUGUCAAGUGUUGCUGAUAAUUUGAUUGGCCAAGGUUGUUAAUUUUGCGUUGAACUUCUCUUGUUAUCUUCAGCAGAGUUGUACAUUGUACAUGGUAUGUUUUGAACCUGUGAAAACAGGCUAGAAAAUGUAGUAAAGUGAUUUAUUAAAAUUUGAU